AUGUCGGUGAAGGACGGCAUUCAGGUUGAUCUCGAGGACUCGGCCGGCAGUCCAAUCAGAGCCAUCGAUGGCUGCAUUGUUGCUGCGCCGGGCGAGGAGUUCGAGAUUUGCAUCACGAUCUACAACAACUUCAAGUGGUUUGCGACGUCGUGUCUUUACGUUGAGAUUGCCUCUCGCGAUGGCAAUGGCGGCAGACAACAUGAUUGGGAUGGCGAUGAGACACAGGUGCUGUGCAUCCAGAAGACCGAUGCAAACUCCGGUGUCAUCAGGAUCUCAAAGAUGAAACUUUGGGACAUACACGAGACCACAGAGAACGCUACCAAGAAGCCAUUCCUGAUUCCAUCGCCGCAACCUGAGCCAAAGCGUUUCGGAGCAGUGGACGACAAGCCACCGGCCUUGCAGGCACGUCGUGGAUGCAUUCAGGUGUCUUUUGUGCGUGGCCGUCUUCCGGCUGCUGGUCGCACAUUCAAGCGGCGGACGGCGGAUCCGCGAGACUCUCAGGUGAACAUUGCACAGCUCAACGAGGCAUAUCAACAUGUCAAUCCCAAGUGGUUCAAGCAAUUAGCGGGCGACAAGGGAGAUCCCAUUACAUUUGAAUUCCAGAACAUGCAUGGAGAGACAAAAGCGGUCGUCAAGAAAGAGCCCGGCUUGAUGGAGACUCAGGCACAGCAUGCAGCUCCUCCUGCCAUCAUGCAGUCGCCAGCAGCGGUGAUCCCCAAGUCUUCGGCGGCCAACAGCCACUUUCCGCAGAAACAGUGGGCUAUACCACUUGCGAGCUCCAGGCGCCGCAGCUCGGCCCUGAACACCAUGCCAGGAGCAUUUCCGCAGAAGCAGUGGGCUGCAUCACGUGCGCCCUCCACGCGCCGCAGCUCGGCCCUGAACACUACGCCACCAAGGUCCAUGCCUGGAACGAUGCCGGAAGAGCCUGUGAGCCCCGAGGCCGGAGUUGAGGACGAGGACAGGAUCGUCAUCACCACUCCCACCACUGCCCGUCUGACUGUCUCGAAGAGAUCGAAGGAAGAGUCCAGCACUACUCGCAAACUUCCCGUGGUCGUGACGCCACGCCGUGUUUCUUCGAAGAGAGUUCGGGAGCCUCGCACUCCCAGCCCAGCGUCGAACGGGUCGUCUCUGUUCAUCAGCGCGCAUGCGAGCCCCUCAGCCUCUCCUACCAUGACUCCAAUGUCUUCGCAGAAGAAGCGAAARGUCCAGUUGCUAGAGUUGAAGCUUCAGGAGGUUCGGCUGGAGAGGCAGAUCUUCGAACUCAGCAAUGAGGAUUGA
Molecule: messenger RNA, 1278 nt
Organism: Ramularia collo-cygni
Lineage: Eukaryota; Fungi; Ascomycota; Dothideomycetes; Mycosphaerellales; Mycosphaerellaceae
Exons: 2
Coding region: 1-1278 (425 amino acids)
Source: RefSeq, a predicted model, not a curated record